Ruditapes philippinarum (Manila clam) is the source of this 1326-nucleotide messenger RNA. RefSeq lists its product as uncharacterized. NCBI's taxonomy places the organism in Eukaryota, Metazoa, Mollusca, Bivalvia, Venerida, Veneridae. Bases 125 to 1177 code for a protein of 350 amino acids. Gene Ontology annotation, molecular function: L-galactose dehydrogenase activity. The record is from RefSeq and is a predicted model, not a curated record. Gene Ontology annotation, cellular component: cytosol. The transcript is spliced from 9 exons.
UCGAGAUCUGUUUACCUUUGUGUCAAUAUAAUCAGUAGAUUUUAUAUAGAUAAUAUUUGUAUAUAUAGGUUAUACAGCGAAACAUCGUCAGUUAAUAGUGUGGAUAUUUUGUCAAACUUUCACAAUGGAACAAAAGACUUAUGUAACGGGUUUCCAUGACGACACAGCGGUGUCAAAGGUGACAUACAACCUACUAGGUAACACAGGGAUGUCCGUAUCAGCUCUUAGUUUAGGUGCCUCCUCCUUCGGGAGCGUUUUCCGUGAUACAGACGAUACAGAAAGCUUGCAAGUUCUCGAGCUUGCCGUGCGCAGUGGGAUCAACUUGAUUGACACUGCACCGUGGUACGGGCACGGGAAAUCUGAGACCGUUCUCGGGAAAGGCCUUGCGAAUAUCCCUCGUUCUAGUUACUACCUGACGACAAAAGUUGGCAGGUAUCUACCUGACCCGACGGAAAUGUUCGACUUCCGUGCUGAAAGAGUGAUCCGAAGCGUUGAUGAGAGUUUACAAAGGUUGGGACUAGACUACGUGGAUGUUAUUCAGGUUCAUGAUAUGGAAUUUGCCCCCAGUCUAGACAUCAUCAUUAACGAGACUCUGCCAGCACUACAGAAGGUGAAAGACUCCGGGAAAGCAAAGUUCAUCGGUAUAACCGGAUAUCCUCUGGAGAAUUUCAAGACAGUGCUAACAAGAAGCCAAGUUAAGAUAGACACUAUAUUAACAUACUGUAGAGGUUGUAUGAACGACAAUGCUCUACAAGAAUAUAUGCCAUUUUUCAAGGAACAAGGGGUAGGCGUCAUAAAUGCUUCCGCAAUAAGCAUGGGACUACUUUCAAACAGAGGUGCUCCAGCAUGGCACCCGGCUCAACAAAAUAUCAAAGAUGUAUGCCGAGAUGCGGCGACGUAUUGCAGGGAGAGAGAUGUUGACAUUUCUAGACUUGCCUUGAAGUUUACAGUGAGUCAACCAGGUAUUGCUACAACACUCGUUAGUACAGCCAGUUUAGAAAAUAUGCGAAAGAACCUUGAUUCUAUGGCAACACCGUUAUCUACAAAAGAACAGAGCGUUCUAGAUGAGGUCAUGCAAAAGCAUAUGAAACCCCUGAACAACCAACAUUGGGAAGGCAUUGAAGUAAAUAGGUAUUGGGAACAGAUUAAAGAAGCCAAGAAAUCUAACACAGCAUGACAUACCAUGAUUUCUAUGAUGAUUUUUUUUUCGCAUCUUUUAUUUGUUUACGUGGCAGAGGACGAAUAAUGAAAUAUAGAAAAACAUGCUAGAAAAUGUAAACAAAAACUUGGGGAAAUAUUUGGGUUACUGUUGCCAUUGUUAUAUUA